ACGCUAAUCCACAUGCGCAGCAUAGCACACACACUACCAUCGUAAACUGCACUUUUCAUGUUUGUGUCUCGCUGCUGCAGCUGGUGGCAGUGUUUUACCUGAUUUUCGCAAGUCCACACCACUAAUUUCGGAACCAUCCUUGGCAACGGCUUUUAUUGUUCGUUCGUGUAACGUCCUCGUUGCUAGGACGGUCGUGUGUUGUCGAUACAGUCUCCCGGCGCACCUAUCGAUUUGUGUGUACGUUGCGUUCGUGGCGGUUCCGGUUCUAAGAAAGUGAAGGGCAAGGGACCUGCCGCUGUGGGUGGGGUACCUGCGGUGUAGUUUGAAAUGGCGAUGGUAAUGCGGAAAAUGGUUCCAGAUCUGUUGGCUGAAAAGUUACAGCGUUUACUGGAUCGUGACGUUGUGUUGGACGCGAAAGAGCGAAGGGAACGGGCGAACGAUUUCUUCAAAGCCCGCAACGCUACGGAGGUGACCAACCUGAUGGGACUCAUCUUGGAAUGGCAACCGCUCAAGGAUGCCAACGCGGAUAAUAUCGCCAAAAUGCUUCUGUUCGACGAGGCUGACUGCAAGAAGUAUCUGCAACCGGUAGUGGCCCGUAUGCGAUCGUCCUUGUUCAACUGUUUACCGAUGAUGAUGGUAACCGAGAAGAACGGUGCCGAGUUUACUUGGUUGGUGCGAGCCUAUUGCAGCGCUGAGCAACAGAUCGAUUACAUCGAUAUGUCCUUGCGACGUUACGAAUCGUUCGAGCAGUUUUUGGCUUCCAACAGACUGCCUGCUUGCAAACUAUAUUAUCCACGACAGGGAAUAGUGCAGUACGACAAGGAGGGCCGGCUACUGGUCGACUGUCGCACGAUCAAACCGGAAUCGCAGCUGUUGCGAGAUUUCGCUACGGCGGCUUCGGUCGGUGCUUUAGGGCUCACCCUGACACCACUGAUACCGGCCGCUGUUGCUGUAAUGGCCGCUGGCAUGACUAUCCCGUCGCUCGGGUUCGCGAUCAGCGAUUUUGUGGAUGGUGUGAAGCACGAGAAAACCUCGAUCGUCUUCAAGCGAGCGACAUUGCUGACCGUUAAUGUGAUGUCGUUCGCCCAGGUUGGCCUUUUUGCGGGCUGCAAGGUGGCCAGACUGCGCGGCCUGCUGUCAGCCGAUAAGCUCAAGCUCCUCGAAACGACCGAAAAGAUCGUCAGAAAUAUCAACAAGUUCGUUUCACCGAUGGCGAUAGGCAUUUGCACACUGCUGGUAUCACGGAGCGAUUGGGACCGGUUAAGCAACCAGGACAAGCUGAUGCUGGCGGCGAACCUGUGUCUGGCGUACCGCGAGCUUGUAAGCCUCGACACGGCGCAGAGGCUCAUCCGGUUGUGCAAUUUGAAAGGGUUGGUACAAUUCUACCAAACUAGCAGCCCGAACCUUAAAAUUGGUAACAAUCAACUGUGCAGUAUGAUCGAACCGUUCGUGGAACCCAUGAUGCGGUUCAUGAUGGAUUGUGUUAAAAAAAACAUCUUGAUUACCACGGACGACCACUUCACGACGAUAACAGUCUUCAACUACAAACUGUCCAUUCCCACACUGUUCAGCCUCGACCAAUCGCUGCUGUUGGAGCUGAAUGAUCAGCUGCACGUUGGUUACAUGGCCGCGCAACAUACGAUCAAAUCGGUGAAAGAAUGUAUGGGAACCACGAACCUGCUAAGCCGCCCCGGCUUGCUGGCAGCAGUGGUACACUCAGUACUUGAUUUAUGCAAAGUGCUGGUAUCACUGCCAAAUGCGGCCAUAAAGCUAGGCAAUGCGAUAAAGUUCGGCAAGGGACAUGAGUUCACACAGGAAACUUUACUGGCAUGGUGGAAUGCACCAACUCACGACAGGAGGAUCCCACUGCGGGCCCUUCUGCAACUCGAUGGCGAUCAAACGAUGCAGCUGAAUCAACUACGCUCGAGUGGACGACUGAAGGACAAGGAUUUGAUCCAUUGUUUGGCCGUGUCAUCAAAUGAGCAUAAAUCGAAUGAACAUCUCCUUGCAGCCCUCCUGGAUGUAGCCAAACGUAUGCCAAAGCUGGCGAUCGUUUUCGAUGAUCAACAACGCAUCGUCAUAAGCGAGUUGCUAGCAAUUGACGGGUCGGAAUACAAUGCUGUGCCUAGCAGGUAUCGCGAUGUGCUGCUGCACGAUCACCGGUUCUUACAGUUGUGCCGUGAUGCAUCCACUGAUGAAAGCCUACACAUGCUUAAGCUUGGAAGAGAAGUCUGGGUACGCACGUGUUCCUAUAAGAAUCCGCAGUUUGAAACAAUCGAACUGAUGAGCUCUCUGUUUGAGGCUGGUCGGCUACCACUCACCUUAGCCCAGGCAUUGGACUACACCAUAACGAGCACGACGGACAACACUGUAACCGUAGCCAAGGUGUACUACGGUACACUGUUCGCCUGCCAGAAGCUCAACUGGACCGGUAACACGGAAGCCAGUGACGAACAACUGGCCACACUCCGAGCAGGGUUCGCCGAGCUGGUCAACCAAGUCCAGUCCAAGUAUCGGAUGGCCUGCUUUAAGCUUCUGUCGGUUCCGGAGAAGACAUCGGACGGAGGCCUAUCGGACGAAAGCGUGAUUGCAUUGGCCCGAACGUUGCUCUCAAGCCCGGACGAAGAUCCAUCUCCUUACUAUCGGAAUCCGGCCCCCUCUGUACCGUUCGGUCCAGCGGAGAGAGCUGCCCUGUGGUUACACUUCGUACCAGCCCUUCGUCAUCCUGACGCUCGACAGCAAAUCCUUACCACUAUUACCGAUCUACUGGCUAACGGCGAGGCUCGGCUAAUGGUUGAUGAGAGGAAUGGUACGGUGCGCCGUGACACGGAUGGUGCUUACAUGGUUAUGUUUUACCGAAAUGCCGUGAGAGUCAUGGUCGAGCUUAUACCGCACGAGAACUCUGGAAUGCGUGGUUCGAUCUAUCUUUGCAGCACCAAGGCAAUGUUCGUCAAGUGGAACCCAAAACCUGCGCCAGCCGCGCCAGAACCGGGCACAUAGCGCAUUGCCGACCAGUUAGGAUGCUGCUACUGGAACUGCAGUGUAGUAAGGUAGCUGAAGGUCUAGAGAAGGCAUGUUUAAAAGAUGAUUUAGCAGAAUAAAUUGACAUUUUACAAAUAAAAAUGCAGUAUCGAUUGUUUUGUUAAACUUUAGGCGCAUUAUUAUAUCAUCACAAAUUUGAUACAGCAGCUCGAUGCUAUCUUGUUACUGCAACAUUAAGCCGAUGUUGCAAUCGCUACCCAGCCACAGGAAACAAAAAUAACAGUGCAAAGUGGCUUAUCAGAUAAGAACGCCUAGGAGCUACUCUGUUUGCUCUGUUGUUCGAUAAAAAUGGCUGUUUCUGAUUUCACGGAAGGUUGUUUAGCGUUUUAAAUUGAGUUAGAUUUAACACUAAAGAGAACAUCGUCAUUAGCUACCGUUACAAAUAAAUUAUUUUUCAGUUGGAUAUUGCCGAAAAUAUAUAUAAUAUAUAUUGCAAUGAAUCAAUAGCGGUAUGAAAUAUAUAAAAAUCAUCCUAUAUACUCCACGGCCAAUAACUAAGCA
Molecule: messenger RNA, 3543 nt
Organism: Anopheles darlingi
Lineage: Eukaryota; Metazoa; Arthropoda; Insecta; Diptera; Culicidae
Exons: 2
Coding region: 328-3000 (890 amino acids)
Source: RefSeq, a predicted model, not a curated record